CCGAGGCGGCGAUGUCGGCCCCCGUCAGUCGGGACGCGGAGGCGGCGGCUGAGGCGUCGGGGGCGGCGGAGCUGGUGUCGGCGGACGGGCGCAACCGUAAGGCGGUGCUGUGCCAGCGCUGCGGCUCCCAGGUCUUGUUGCCCGGGGCCGCCCUCUUCGCCCGCCGCCAGCUGUUCCUUCCUUCCAUGAGGAAGAAGCCAGCCCUCGUAGAUGGUAGCGACCCAGAUGGAGACCACCUCCAGGAUCACUGGCUCGUAGAUGACAUGUUCUCCUUUGAAAACGUGGGCUUCACCAAGGACGUGGGCAACAUCAAGUUUCUGGUCUGUGCGGACUGUGAAAUCGGACCCAUCGGGUGGCACUGCCUGGAUGACAAGAAGAGCUUCUAUGUGGCCUUGGAGAGGGUUUCCCAUGAGUAACACAAGGGAUCCUCCACCUUCCUCUCCCCCAAGAGCAGCCCCAACCUGCCCCAUACCUGACCUCCUGUUUUUCUCCCCGUGCUAAUGGUAAAAUUGUGAAUCCCACCGUUACCCGACCACCCAAAGGAUCUGUCCCGAUCUGCUUCCUUUCGUGAGCGUACCGUCCCGUCUCCUGCGAAACGGCACCUCGUGGAUUUGCGGUCAGAGUUGGGCUGCCUCCCAAAGUUACUCCCCUUCCCGGUUUUAAGCCUGUUUACGUUACUCGGGAGCUACUUGGUGUUUUCUGCUUGGGACUGAGAGUCAGUUAUCACCGGGAUCAGAUUUGCCACCCCUCCCAAGAACACGGUAAUGAGAAACUCUUUUCAGUACAGCUACACUAAGAUGGUGAAGAAUGUGUUGGGAAUGCGGAGUGCGGAAUCUGAUGGUAGCUGGCCCAAAGAAUAACUCAAUUCCCGCCCCGCCACCACCCAACCUAUCCUCCUUUCCUUUAUGUUCCAAAAUGGAAAAGGUCGGGCCGAAGCUUACGGCCGCACUCGGUGGUGAAUUCGGGAAGCCAAUUUGUACUUCCCAAGCGCUUAGUACGGUGCUCUGCACAUAGUAAGCGCUCAAUAAAUACGAUUGAUGGUGAUGAUGAUGAUGAGAGCAGUACCCCAACCGCACAGACACCGACUGCCCAGAGGGUUCAUCGUUCUGAGUGGCUUUCUCGGCUAGAGUCCCCCUCACAAAGGAACGGCUGAGAGAAAAUGGGCCCCAAGACGACCCAUCUCCAUCUUGAAGUGAGUUUGUUUCUUGCUGCGAUUGGCAGAUCCAUCGCCCUGCUUUGGUUGGUCCUUAUGAAGGAGGGCAGUAAGUGUGAAAGCCGGCCCAGGCGUCGUUUCUCUGCUUUCUGCGGGCAGGAUUUACUCCUGGGACCGUCCCUUGGGGAUUAGACGUAGACGGGCCACACCCUUCUGCACCCUCUAUGUGGGAGGACCUGUCCGUCAGGCUGGGGAUGGGCAGAAACUGCCUUUUCUGGCCUGCUCCCAAGUCUGGUUUGUGUCCUUCAUGCAUUCAUUCAAUCAUAUUCAGUGAGCACUUACCAUUUGCAAAGCACUAUGCUAAGCAGACACAUUCCCUGCCCACAACGAGCUUCCUUUUCCCUCCCCUCUCUUGCUCGCUUGCUCGUUAUCCCCAAGUCUUGCAGGGAGGUGAGAGUCCUGGACACAAAUCUCUGCCCCUCCGGCCGCUCGAAGAGGGGCGUCAUCCGCACUGAAAAUCGGGUGGAAAAGAACGGCCGGAAUGUCUAGACCCACUGAGAAAUGAGAUGUCAGUGCUACGGUAUUUCCUGAAACACAACUGUGAGAUUCACCCCGGUGAAGUGACCGCACAGGACCAAAUUCCCUUCCUUGGGUGGCUCUGGUGAUUACUGACCCCUUCCUACUUUCAGCCCAGACCGGGUUGGAGCAUUUUGGCCCCUUCAGCCGAAAAUGCAGCAGUAGCUGCUGGUUUGCCUUUUCAACUUGAAUGACGUUAAUAAAAAAGCAUAUGAACGAUGUCA
Tachyglossus aculeatus (Australian echidna) is the source of this 1953-nucleotide messenger RNA. RefSeq names its product RAB interacting factor (gene RABIF). Gene Ontology annotation, molecular function: guanyl-nucleotide exchange factor activity; zinc ion binding. Gene Ontology annotation, cellular component: cytosol; membrane. Gene Ontology annotation, biological process: small GTPase-mediated signal transduction; post-Golgi vesicle-mediated transport. Bases 12 to 416 code for a protein of 134 amino acids. Lineage: Eukaryota; Metazoa; Chordata; Mammalia; Monotremata; Tachyglossidae. The transcript has 2 exons. The record is from RefSeq and is a predicted model, not a curated record.